Messenger RNA from Botrytis byssoidea, 2961 nucleotides. RefSeq lists its product as uncharacterized. Bases 1 to 2961 code for a protein of 986 amino acids. The transcript has 5 exons. The record is from RefSeq and is a predicted model, not a curated record. Gene Ontology annotation, molecular function: protein binding. NCBI's taxonomy places the organism in Eukaryota, Fungi, Ascomycota, Leotiomycetes, Helotiales, Sclerotiniaceae.
AUGAGUUUUGGUUUUGGUAUAGGCGAUAUCCUCGCGGUGAUCGAGCUUGCUAAGAAAAUACGAAAAGAUUUCGUCGAUGCCCCAAGUCAAUUUAAUGAUAUUUCGCUCGAGGUGCGAAGUCUCUCCAUUGUACUUCAGGAUAUCGAAGAUGAGUUUUCAUUGCCAGACCUCAAUGCCGAGCAGAAGAGUGAACUCAAAGAAAUAAUUUUCGGUUGUCGAGAUGUUCUUGAGAAGUUGCAACAAACGUUGAGCACGUAUGGCGAAUUUAAGUCUGACUCUAGAGGAUGUAAGGCAAAAAGAAUUUGGAAACGAUUUCACUGGGAGCCUGAUGACAUGAAAAACAGCGCAGACCAGUUUCAUGAGCGACAAGAUGAUCGGGAACUUAACAAGAAAUCUUUAGCGAUUUUGAAUUGGCUUACCCCAAUCAACCAUGCAUCUCAACAGCAUGAUUACAUCACGCAACGGCAAGUAGAUACAGGACAAUGGCUUCUAGAUUCGCCAGUGUUCAUAGAAUGGGUAAAUUCUGAUAAGCAGAAAUUGUUCUGUCCAGAACUCAUGAACCGCUUCCGAAACGACAAAGACGUUGGAAUUGCGUACUUAUACUGCAACUUCCGACGCCAACAUGACCAAAAGAUUGAUGACUUGCUAUUGAGCCUUCCCAAGCAACUCUCUGGAUACCAGCCUUUAAUGCCAGGAGCGGUGAAAGAUAUGUUUGACCUACACUCACGCAGGCAGACACGCCCAUCAACUGAAGAAGUUUCGAGCACCCUCAAGUCUAUAAUCAAUUCAUAUUCCAAGGUUUUUAUUGUUGUCGAUGCUCUCGACGAGUGUCAAAUGGCCGAUGGUUGCCGAAUGAAGUUUCUAUCAGAAGUUUUUCACCUCCACGAAACAUGCCAACUAAGUCUUUUUGCUACCUCAAGAUAUAUUCCGGAUAUCGAAAAAAGGUUUGAUAGCUCUAUGCGGUUGGAAAUUCGAGCCAGUGAUAAAGAUGUGGAGAGAUACUUAGAUGGUCGCAUUUCGCAGUUACCUGGAUAUGUACGGCAGAGCACAGACUUACAAAAUGAGAUCAAAAUCGGAAUUAUUAAAGCAGUUGAUGGAAUGUUUCUGCUUGCUCGACUUAAUUUCGAUUCAUUAAGAGGAAAAAAGUCUCCAAAGGCAAUGCGGAAAGCUUUGAAUAGUCUCCCAACUGGAUUCGAUGCAUAUAGAGAUGCAUAUAAAGAUGCUAUGGAGAGAAUUGAAGGACAGCUGGAUGAUGAGAGAGACCUUGCAAAGCAGGUUCUUUCGUGGAUUAUUUGUGCAAAAAGGCCUCUCACAACAGCAGAACUUCAGGAAGCUAUUGCAGUAGAGAUUGACGAGACAGAGCUUGACCAAGAAAACUUUACUGAAAUCAACACAAUGAUUUCUGUAUGUGCUGGACUGGUGACUGUUGAUGAAGAAAGCAAAAUAAUUCGCUUAGUCCAUUAUACUACACAAGAAUACUUCGAGCGGACACGAGACGAUUGGUUUCCUAACGCUGAAACCUUUAUCGCUACAAUUUGCGUUACAUAUUUAUCAUUCGAAACUUUCAAUGCCUGUUCUUAUUCAAUCUACAGAGACCCCGCGGAGCGGGCACGGUCGGAUAACUUUUCGUCGUAUGCUGCACGAUUUUGGGGGCUCCACGCUGGCAAGGCUUCAAUUUCAGAAAAGACAUUAGAGCAUGCGCUUCUAAGAUUUCUCGAAGACCAAGCAAAGGUCAACACAUCAUGGCAGUUGAUUGAUUCUGGGGAUUUACCAGAAUUAUAUGUCGGCCAGGGCUCAAGACCCGAGUUUUCAACCUUUUCCCUCAACCAGUUCAUUAGUAGAGGAAAGACAGCAAUGCAUAUAACAGCGUUCUUUGGAAUUGAAAAUGUUCUACAACUGUUGCUUUCUACGGGCAAAUUUGAAGUCGAUUCAAUAGAUAAUGUAGUGAAACUCUUGCUUGAUACAGGCAAAGCCGAUGUCAAUAUCAAAGAUGACAUGGGUAGGACGCCACUCUCCCGGGCGGCUGCGAGCGGGAACGAGAAUGUGGUAAAGCUUUUGCUUGAUAUAGAUGAAGUCGAUGUCACUUCUGAAGAUCAAUUUCAUCAGACGCCAUUCCUUUAUGCGGCCAGCAAAGGGUACGAGAAGGUGGUAAAGCUUUUGCUUGGUACAGGCAAAGUCGAUGUCAAUUUCAAAGAUAGCGGAGGUCAGACGCCGUUCUAUUGGGCGGCUGAGAAGGGGCACGAGAAGGUGGUAAGACUUUUGCUUGACAUAGACGAAGUCGAGAUAGAUACAAUUGGUCCGCUUGAUACAACACCGCUGUUAGGUGCUGUUCGCAACGGAUGUGAAUCAAUAGUAAAGCGACUACUCAAUACAGGGGCAGUAAAUAUCAAUCGAAUUAAUUACGAGCACCGAACUCCAAUCACAUAUGCUGCUGAAAGAGGUUUUAAUUCUAUAGUAAAGCUGUUUCUCAACACAAAUUCAGUUGAUGUCAAUGUUGUUGAUAGUUAUCACCGAACACCUAUCUCCUAUGCUGCUCAGUUCGGUAGCGAAUCGAUAGUAAAGCUACUUCUUGAUACAGGGAAAAUUGAGAUCGGCUACCACGAUGACAGGGGUCUAACACCAUUUUCCUAUGCUUGUGUUGAGAGAAGUGAAGGCAUAAUGAAGUUGCUGCUCGAUACAGGUAAAGUUGAUAUCAAUCACAAAGAUAAAAACGGUAUGACACCAUUCUGGCUGGCAGCUUUUGCAGGCUGUGAGGCAGUUGUAAAGCGAAUUCUUAGUACAAACAAAAUCGAUCUCAAAUGCCAAAUGGACUGUUGGUUGUGUCCAGAGAAUGAAUGGUGGUAUCAUGAUGAAAAAGCGAAAUUUUUGGUCAAGAUAUACGCCAAUAUGAAGAUGGAUAUUCCCCUUGUAGUAGAAGAGAGUAUUCGAAAGCGGUUGCCAGAGAUCUUGAAAGGUACUUGA